Messenger RNA from Indicator indicator, 1083 nucleotides. Its product is annotated as cytochrome c1, heme protein, mitochondrial. Gene Ontology annotation, biological process: mitochondrial electron transport, ubiquinol to cytochrome c. Gene Ontology annotation, molecular function: heme binding; electron transfer activity. The coding region runs from base 1 to 930 and encodes 309 amino acids. NCBI's taxonomy places the organism in Eukaryota, Metazoa, Chordata, Aves, Piciformes, Indicatoridae. The transcript has 7 exons. The record is from RefSeq and is a predicted model, not a curated record.
AUGGCGGCGGCAGCGGUUCGGAGCCUUCCGGUGCGGCCCUGGGGCCGUCUCCUGUUGCCGCGGCCACCAACCCGGCCUGCACCGGCCUCUCUGUCAUCCCGGGCCGGUUUGUCCCGCGGGGGCCGGGUCGCCCUGACAGCUCUGGGGGUGCUGGCGGCGGGCGGGGGGGGCCUGGCCCUGGCCCUGCACUCGGGGCUCAGCGCCGGGGAGCUGGAGCUGCACCCCCCAGCCUUCCCCUGGAGCCACGGCGGAGCGCUGGCCGCCCUUGACCAUGCCAGUCUGCGCCGAGGCUUCCAGGUCUACAAGCAGGUCUGCUCGGCCUGCCACAGCAUGGAGUAUGUGGCCUUCCGCAACCUCAUCGGCGUCACCCACACUGAGGCAGAAGCCAAGGCCCUGGCUGAGGAGGUGGAGGUGCAGGACGGGCCAGAUGAGAACGGGGAGUUCUUCAUGCGCCCAGGCAAGAUCUCAGACUACUUCCCGCGGCCCUACCCCAACGCCGAGGCCGCGCGGGCGGCCAACAACGGAGCGCUGCCCCCUGACCUCAGCUACAUCGUCAACGCCCGGCACGGGGGUGAGGACUACGUCUUCUCACUGCUGACCGGCUACUGCGAUCCACCGGCCGGUGUCACCGUGCGCGAGGGGCUGCACUACAACCCCUACUUCCCAGGGCAGGCCAUCGGCAUGGCGCCCCCCAUCUACAACGAGGUGCUGGAGUAUGACGACGGUACCCCUGCCACCAUGUCGCAGAUCGCCAAGGACAUCUGCACCUUCCUGCGCUGGGCAGCGGAGCCUGAACACGACCACCGCAAACGGAUGGGCCUGAAGGUGCUGAUGAUCUCUGGGCUCCUCAUCUCCCUCCUCUACUACAUGAAGCGGCACAAGUGGUCAGUGAUGAAGAGCAGGAAGAUGGUUUAUCGACCCCCUAAGUAAAGGGUGCCCCCCACCCUGGCGCAACGCACACCCCUGGGUUGUGGGGAGGGGGCACAGCUGGCAGUGUGUGCCCCCUACCCAGUCCCGGCUCCUUAUUUAACAUCCGCCCUGCCACGGGCACUGGAAUAAAGUCUGGGUUCUUCGGAGGGGGAA